CCUCGAGCUGUGGGUGUACCAAUCUCCGCGUGUGUGGUUACAGCGGCGCGGGCCCUGCGGGUGAGCGUGCUUGCAUCGCGGGUUAGGAGACCCAAACAUGGCAACCUUGGAAGAAAGUUUCCCCCGAGGGGGCACGAAAAGGGCCCACAAAUCAGAGCUCCAGCAGCCAGUUGAACAAGACAACUUGUUUGAUAUUUCUACUGAAGAAGAACCCACCAAACGAAAAAAGAGCCAAAAAGGGCCAGAAAAAACAAAGAAGUUGAAAAUUGAAAAGAAAGACAGCAUCACACCUGUCAAAGAGAAGUUUGAAAUCCUUCGAGUUGAGUCUCUGUGUGAGGGGAUGCGGAUUCUGGGCUGUGUGAAAGAGGUAAAUGAUCUGGAGCUGGUGAUUGGUCUCCCCAACGGGCUCCAGGGCUUCGUGCAAGUGACCGAAAUCUGUGACGCCUACACCCGAAAGCUGAAUGAGCAGGUGGCACAAGAAGACCCUCUGGAGGACCUGGUCAGCUUGCCUGAGCUUUUCUCACCCGGAAUGCUGGUCAGAUGUGUGGUGAGCAGUGUGGGCCUCACAGAGAGAGGCAACAAGAGUGUCAAGUUGUCCCUGAACCCCAGGAAUGUCAACGGAGUGCUGAGUGCCGAGGCCCUGAAGCCUGGCAUGCUGCUCACAGGCACUGUGUCCAGCCAGGAGGACCAUGGCUACCUAGUGGACAUAGGUGUUAGCGGGAACAGAGCUUUCCUACCACUGCAGAAAGCCCACCAGGACGGCCGACAGAAGAGCAAAGGUGCCAAACUGAAGGUGGGUCAGUACCUGAACUGCGUUGUUGAAGAAGUGAAAGGUGAUGGAGGAGUGGUUAGAUUGUCUAUUGGUCACCUGGACGUUUCCACCGCCAUUGCUACCGAGGAGCAAAGCUGGACCCUUCAUAACUUGCUACCAGGGUUGGUGGUCAAAGGCCAAGUGCAGAAGGUGACUCCACUUGGCCUUACGGUAAACUUCCUCUCCUUCACGGGCCUGGUUGACUUUAUGCACCUGGAGCCCAAGAAAACGGGAACCUAUCUCUCAAAACAAACAGUCAGAGCCUGCAUCCUCUCCGUCCACCCUCGAACCAGAGUUGUUCGUCUGAGCUUGCGCCCUGUCUUCCUCCAGCCUGGGCGCCCGCUGCCUCGGCUCUCGUGCCAGCACCUGGGGGCCGUGCUGGAAGGCGUUCCUGUCUGUAACUUCUUCAGCAACACAGGGGCCACCUUCCAGCUGAAGGACGGGGCUCUGGCCUAUGCCCGGUUCAACCACCUCUCCGAAUCUAAGAAAGCCCCCAAACCUGAGCUCUUCAAGCCUGGGAGCACUCACAAGUGUCGCAUUAUCGACUACAGCCCAAUGGAUGAGCUGGCAUUGCUUUCUCUGCGGACUUCCGUCAUCGAAGCGCAGUACAUUAGCUAUCAUGACAUCAAACCUGGGGCUGUGGUCAAGGGCACGGUGCUGGCCAUAAAACCCUAUGGGAUGCUGGUGAAGGUGGGCGGACAGAUCCGGGGCCUGGUCCCCCCCAUGCACCUGGCGGACAUCCCGAUGAAGAAUCCAGAAAAGAAGUACCGCAUUGGGCAUGAAGUCAAGUGCCGGGUUUUGCUUUGUGACCCGGAAGCCAGGAGACUGAUGAUGACCCUGAAGAAAACCCUGGUUGAGUCCAAACUGCCUGCCAUUACCUGCUACACCAGCGCCAAGCCCAGCCUGCAGACCCAUGGCUUUAUCUUCAAGGUCAAGGACUGUGGCUGCAUCGUGAAGUUCUACAACGACGUGCAGGGCCUGGCGCCCAAGCAUGAACUGAGUACGGAGUAUAUCUCUGCGCCGGAGACCGUCUUUUACCCUGGCCAGGUGGUGAAGGUGACGGUGCUGAACUGUGAGCCAGCCAGAGAGAGGAUGCUGUUAUCCUUCAAGCUGCUGCAGGACCCACAGAAAGAGCUCGAGGGAGGGAGUCGGAAGAAAGGAAAGGCUGUUCAUGUUGGGCAGCUGGUGGAUGUGAAGGUUGUGCAGAAGGCCAAAGACGGGCUGGAGGUGGCUGUCCUGCCCCACAACAUCCCUGCCUUCCUCCCCACGCCACACCUGUCGGAUCAUGUUGCCAAUGGCCCACUGCUGUAUCACUGGCUCCAGGCAGGUGACACCCUCCACAGGGUCCUGUGUCUGCAGAGCGAAGGACGUGUCCUCGUUUGUAGGAAACCAGCCCUGGUCUCCACCGCAGAAGGCGGCCAGGAUCCCAAGAGCUUCCCGGAAAUCCAGCCUGGCAUGCUGCUCAUUGGGUUUGUGAAGAGCAUCAAGGACUACGGGGUGUUCGUGCAGUUCUCCUCAGGCCUCAGUGGCCUGGCCCCCAAAGCUGUCUUGAGUGACAAAUUUGUGACCUCCACAAGCGACCACUUUGUGGAGGGGCAGACGGUCGUUGCCAAGGUGACGAACGUGGACGAGGAGAAGCAGCGGAUGCUGCUGUCGCUGCGGCUGUCGGACUGCAGUCUGGGAGACGGGGCCGCCACCAGCCUCCUCCUCCUGAGCCAGUGUCUGGAGGAGCUGCAGGGCGUGCGCAGCCUUAUGAGCAGCCGAGAUUCUGUGUUGGUCCAAACCCUGGCUGAGAUGACCCCAGGCAUGGUCCUUGACCUGGUGGUGCUAGAGGUGCUGGAAGAUGGCUCUGUGGUGUUCAGUGGGGGCCCAGUGCCUGGCCUGGUCCUGAGAGCCAGCAAAUACCAUCGGGCAGGGCAGGAGGUGGAAUCUGGGCAGAAAAAGAAAGGUGUCAUCCUAAACGUGGACAUGCUCAAGUUGGAAGUCCAUGUUUCCCUGAACCACGAUUUGGUGACUAGAAAACAUAAAAGGCUGAAGAAAGGCAGCGAGCACCAGGCCACUGUGCAGCACAUGGAGGAGUCCUUUGCCAUCGCCUCCUUGGCAGAGACUGGGCAGCUGGCCGUCUUCUCCCUGACCUCUCACCUCAACGACACCUUCCGCUUUGACUCCGAGAAGUUGCAGGUGGGACAGGGUGUCUCCUUAACCCUCAAGACUACACAGCCGGGAGUGACAGGUCUUCUUCUGGCUGUUGAGGGGCCAGCUGCUAAGAGGACCAUGAGACAAGCCCACAAGGAGUCAGAAACGGCGGAUGAGGACGAGGAGGCAGAUCCAGCUUUGGCUGUGGGGGUGGUGAAGAAGCACACCCUGUCCAUCGGGGAUGUGGUCACCGGAACCGUCAAGUCCAUUAAGGCCACCCACGUGGUUGUGACGCUGGGCGAUGGCGUCAUUGGCUGUAUCCACGCCUCCCACAUUCUUGAUGACGUGCCUGCGGGCACCACGCCCACCAGCAACCUGAAAGUUGGCAAGACCGUCACUGCGCGGGUGAUUGGCGGGCGCGACGUGAAGACAUUCAAGUUUCUCCCGAUAAGCCACCCCCGAUUUAUCCGGACCAUCCCAGAGCUGAGUGUUCGAACCAGUGAGCUGGAGGGUGGCCACACUGCACUCAACACUCACUCUGUUAGUCCCUCGGAGAAGAUCAAACAGUACCAGGUGGGACAGACCGUGACGUGCUUCCUGAAGAGGUACAACGUGGUUAAGAAAUGGCUUGAAGUGGAGAUUGCUCCUGACAUCCGAGGGAGAAUUCCUCUGUUGCUCACCUCUCUCAGCUUCAAGGUCCUGAAGCAUCCCGAUAGGAAGUUCCGGCUUGGUCAGGCCCUGAGGGCCACCGUGGUUGGUCCAGAUUCCGCCAAGGCCUUCUUGUGUCUGUCACUCAUAGGUCCUCACAAGCUUGAGAAAGGGGAAGUGGCCAUGGGUCGAGUGGUGAAGGUGACUCCCAACGAGGGGGUGAUGGUCUCCUUCCCCUUUGGGAAGUUUGGGAGAGCCAGUCUCUUUCACCUGAGCGACAACUACUCUGAGAUGCCCCUGGAGAACUUCGUCCCCCAAAACAUCGUCAGGUGCUAUGUCCUGUCCAGUGCAGACCACGUGUUGACUUUGUCGUUGAGGUCAUCCAGAACAAACCCGGAGACCAAAAGCAAAAUAGAGGACCCAGAGAUUAACUCCAUCCAGGACGUCAAGGAGGGGCAGCUCUUGCGGGGCUACGUGAAGGCCGUGGAGCCAAAGGGUGUGCUCUUGAGUCUUGGCCCCUCGGUAGUGGGUUUAGCCCAGUACUCCCAUGUCUCCCAGUACUGCCCGUCUAAGAAAGCCCUGUACAGCAGGCACCUGCCACAAGGGAGACUGCUCACAGCCAAGGUCCUCAGCCUGAACCACAAGAAGAACCUGGUGGCGCUGUCCUUCCUCCCCAAAGACACUGGGAAGCCAGACGUGCUUCCUGCCUCCGUAGAGCUGCCGCUUCUGGAGCAGGAGAAGGGGACAGAGACAGAGGGGGCCGAUCGGAAAACGACCGAGAAGAAGACCCGGCGGAGGGAAGAGAUACAGCAGAAAGGACAGGUGCAGAGGAAGCGGCAGCCGCAAGUGAAGAAGCCGGGCAAGCGGGGGCGUGGGGAGGCUGAGAGCCAGCAGGAGAGCGUCAACAAGAAGCCAAAGAGAGCUGCUCCGUCCGAAGAGGACGACAGCGGGGUGGAGGUGUAUUACCGGGAAGGGGAAGACGAGGUGGAAGAGAUGGCCCUGCCACGCCAGGAGAAGCCGGCCAGGCUGGCAGAUGUGCCUCGGCUGCAGCUGUCGUCAGGCUUCAUGUGGGAUGUGGGACUGGACUCCUUGACCCCGGCUCUGCCCCCUCGAGACAGCUCGGACAGCGAGGAUGACGAGAAGCCGUCAGAAGCCACGAAGAAAAGCAAGAAGGAGAGGGCGCUGACGAAGCAGAAGGCCGAGAAAGAGCUGUCCCGCAUCGAGGAGGCCUUGAUGGACCCCGGGCGGCAGCCGGAGUCGGCAGACGACUUUGACCGCCUCGUGCUCAGCUCCCCCAGCAGCUCCAUCCUGUGGCUGCAGUACAUGGCCUUCCACCUGCAGGCCACGGAGAUCGAGAAGGCCCGGGCCGUGGCCGAGCGGGCCCUCAAGACCAUCUCCUUCAGGGAGGAGCAGGAGAAGCUGAACGUGUGGGUGGCGCUGCUGAACCUGGAGAACAUGUACGGCUCACAGGAGUCGCUGACCAAGGUCUUCGAGCGGGCCGUGCAGUACAACGAGCCUCUCAAGGUCUACCUGCACUUGGCCGACAUCUACACCAAGUCAGACAAGUUCCAGGAAGCCGGCGAGCUCUACGGCCGCAUGCUGAAGCGUUUCCGCCUGGAGAAAGCUGUGUGGAUCAAGUACGGCUCCUUCAUCCUGCGGAGGGGCCAGGCGGGCUCCAGUCACCGCGUGCUGCAGCGGGCCCUGGAGUGCCUUCCUCAGAAGGAGCAUGUGGAUGUGAUCACCAAGUUUGCCCAGCUUGAAUUCCAGCUGGGGGAUGCGGAGCGGGCCAAGGCCAUUUUCGAGAACACACUGAGCACCUACCCCAAGCGCACGGAUGUGUGGUCCGUGUACAUCGACAUGACCAUCAAGCACGGCAGCCAGAAGGAAGUGCGGGACAUCUUUGAGCGGGUCAUUCACCUGAGCAUGGCCCCCAAGCGAAUGAAGUUCUUCUUCAAGCGCUACCUGGACUAUGAGAAGCAGCAUGGCACGGAGAAGGACGUGCAGGCCGUGAAGGCCAAGGCCCUGGAGUAUGUGGAGGCCAAGAGCUCUGUGCUGGAGGACUAACUGCCAGGGGCCCGAGGGACACUGCCAGAAGCUGCCCAGCCCUGCUGGGCCUCUGGGGCCUGGGCUGGGGAGAAACUGUUGCCUCAGGGCUGUAUUUAAGUGCUGCUUUUUUUUUUGGUACUCUUGAGUCAUCCUGUCAGGGUGUAAAAAGAGUGCAGGGGUUUCUUUUACUUUUGUCUUGAGUAGCAGUUUAUUGCACCUUUUCUCUUCUCUGAGGCUGCUCAAUGGCUGCCAGCAGACGGGCUCCAGGAGUCCAGGGGGCAGGCCUGCUUUCUUGCCCUCCGCUGGUACCUACAUUUCUCCUUGGAAUCUCAGCUCAGCUGGUACUGAGAACCCUUUUGUGGGGCCGCUGGGGCUGGGAAGAUGGGGUGCCCGAGUGGCUGAGAAGCCCACCCAAUGGCUCAGCCCAGGCCCACCUUGGCUAUAUGACCUAGCUUUUCCAGUAAAUUCUCCCAACAGUG
This is a messenger RNA of Echinops telfairi (small Madagascar hedgehog), 6120 nucleotides long. It is a transcript of the gene PDCD11, whose product is annotated as programmed cell death 11. Gene Ontology annotation, molecular function: protein binding; RNA binding. The coding region runs from base 98 to 5659 and encodes 1853 amino acids. The record is from RefSeq and is a predicted model, not a curated record. Gene Ontology annotation, cellular component: nucleolus; small-subunit processome; nucleus. The transcript is spliced from 36 exons. Gene Ontology annotation, biological process: rRNA processing. NCBI's taxonomy places the organism in Eukaryota, Metazoa, Chordata, Mammalia, Afrosoricida, Tenrecidae.